Messenger RNA from Cicer arietinum (chickpea), 3929 nucleotides. Its product is annotated as phospholipid-transporting ATPase 1-like. Gene Ontology annotation, biological process: phospholipid translocation. The record is from RefSeq and is a predicted model, not a curated record. Lineage: Eukaryota; Viridiplantae; Streptophyta; Magnoliopsida; Fabales; Fabaceae. Gene Ontology annotation, cellular component: plasma membrane. Gene Ontology annotation, molecular function: ATP hydrolysis activity; ATP binding; magnesium ion binding.
AUGGAUUCUAAGAGGCCACUUUUGUUACAAUCUCCAAGAACACCAAAUGAUCAAGAAUUUCCAACAAUUCCAACUUUUCCUGAGCUACCAAAAUCAAAGUCAAGUUCAAGUAACACAGUAACAUUUUCUGGUGUGGAAAAUUACCAAGUUGAGAAAAACAACAACUCUUUAAACUCAUCAUCAUCAAGUAGAACUACUAUGUCAAUUCAUUCCAUUCAUUCAAGCAGUAGAAACAAUUCUGUGAAAGAAAUUAGUAGUUUAAGUCAUUCAGGUUCAAAGUUCAUGAGGUAUGGUUCAAAAGGUGGUUUUGAUUCAGAAGGAUUAAGCAUGUCACAAAGAGAACUUAGAGAUGAAGAUGCAAGAUUGGUUUACAUAAAUGAUCCUGAAAAAACCAAUGAGAAUUUUGAAUUCUCAGGAAAUUCGAUCCGAACUGCGAAAUACUCGAUUCUCACUUUCGUUCCGAGGAAUUUGUUUGAACAGUUUCAUAGAGUUGCUUAUGUUUAUUUUCUCAUCAUUGCUAUUCUCAAUCAACUUCCUCAACUUGCUGUUUUUGGAAGAGGUGUUUCAAUUUUACCAUUAGCUUUUGUUCUUUUUGUUACUGGUGUGAAAGAUGCUUUUGAAGAUUGGAGAAGACAUAAUUCAGAUAAAGUUGAGAAUAACAGGUUAGCAUCAGUUUUGGUUAAUGAUAGUUUCAUAGAGAAAAGUUGGAAAGAUAUUAAAGUUGGUGAAAUUGUGAAAAUCAAAACAAAUGAAACAAUUCCUUGUGACAUUGUUUUGUUAUCAACUAGUGAUCCAACUGGUGUUGCUUAUGUUCAAACUAUUAAUCUUGAUGGUGAGUCAAAUUUGAAGACUAGGUAUGCGAAACAAGAGACAGGUUCAAAGGUUCAACAGAGGUUUCAUGGUCUCAUUAAGUGUGAGAAACCUAAUAGGAAUAUAUAUGGAUUUAUGGCAAAUAUGGAAAUUGAGGGUAAGAAGUUAUCACUUGGAUCUUCUAAUAUUGUUCUUAGAGGAUGUGAGCUCAAGAAUACUAGUUGGGCGCUUGGUGUCGCGGUCUAUUGUGGCCGCGAGACUAAAGCUAUGCUCAACAGUUCUGGAGCUCCAUCGAAGAGAAGUAGGUUAGAGACGCGGAUGAAUCAAGAAAUUAUUAUGCUCUCAUUCUUUCUUGUGGCAUUGUGUACAAUUACUUCUGUUGGUGCUGCGGUUUGGUUAAGGCGCCAUAAGGAUGAGUUGAAUCUGUUGCCUUAUUAUAGGAAACUCGAUUUUUCGGAGGGGAAAGUUGAUGAUUAUAAGUACUAUGGUUGGGGAUUGGAGAUAUUUUUCACAUUUCUUAUGUCAGUUAUAGUUUAUCAGGUCAUGAUUCCUAUUGCGUUGUAUAUUUCGAUGGAGCUUGUUCGCGUUGGCCAGGCCUAUUUCAUGAUCGAAGACGAUCGAUUGUAUGAUGAAGCUAGUAAUUCAAGGUUUCAAUGCAGGGCUUUGAAUAUUAAUGAAGAUUUGGGACAAAUUAAGUAUGUGUUCUCAGAUAAAACUGGUACACUUACUGAGAAUAAGAUGGAGUUUCAAUGUGCUAGCAUUUGGGGAGUUGAUUAUAGUUCAACUAAAGGUGGCAUGGAGAGUGAACAAGGUGAAUUCUCAGUGCAAGUUGAUGGAAAGGUGUUGAAACCAAAGAUGAAGGUGAAAGUUAAUCCAGAGCUUUUGCAAUUGGCAAGAUCAAGUGGACUUGAAAAUAAAGAAGGGAAAAGAAUUUAUGAUUUCUUUCUAGCACUUGCAACCUGCAAUACUAUUGUGCCUCUUGUUGUUGACACACCUGAUCCUGAUGUCAAGUUGUUAGAUUAUCAAGGAGAAUCACCAGAUGAACAAGCAUUGGCGUAUGCCGCGGCGGCCUAUGGCUUUAUGCUUAUCGAACGAACCUCGGGUCACAUAGUCAUUGAUAUUCAUGGAGAAAGACUAAAGUUCAAUGUCUUAGGUUUACAUGAAUUUGACAGUGACAGAAAAAGAAUGUCAGUCAUAUUAGGCUACCCUGACAAUUCAUUCAAACUUUUUGUCAAAGGAGCAGACACAACAAUGUUUAAUGUGAUAGACAAAUCACACAACAUAAACUUAAUAAAAUCCACAGAAAAUCAUCUUCACUCAUAUUCCUCCCUUGGUUUAAGAACACUUGUCAUAGGAAUGAGAUCACUAAAUCAUUCAGAGUUUGAACAAUGGCACGCAGCUUAUGAAGCAGCAAGCACUGCUGUUUUUGGAAGGGCUGCAAUGUUGAAGAAAAUCUCAAACAAUGUUGAAACCAAUGUUUGCAUAUUAGGAGCUUCUGCUAUUGAAGAUAAACUUCAAAAGGGUGUUCCAGAAGCUAUUGAAUCAUUAAGGAAUGCUGAUAUUAAAGUUUGGGUGUUAACUGGUGAUAAACAAGAAACUGCUGUGUCAAUUGGUUUUUCAUCAAAGCUUUUGACAAGAAACAUGACACAAAUUGUUAUUAAUAGUAACAGUAAAGUUUCUUGUAGAAAAAGUUUGAAAGAUGCACUUGAAAGGUCUAGAAAACUUGUUGAUGAUGAUGAUGCAAGUUCAACACAAAUUGCUUUGAUUAUUGAUGGUGGAAGUCUUGUACAUAUUCUUGAUAGUGAACAUGAAGAAGAGCUAUUUCAACUUGCAAGUUUGUGUUCUGUUGUUCUUUGUUGUCGAGUGGCUCCACUGCAAAAAGCUGGUAUUGUUUCACUUGUGAAGAAUAGAACAUCUGAUAUGACACUAGCCAUUGGAGAUGGUGCUAAUGAUGUGUCAAUGAUUCAAAUGGCUGAUGUUGGAGUUGGUAUAAGUGGACAAGAGGGUAGACAAGCAGUAAUGUCAUCAGAUUUUGCAAUGGGGCAAUUUAGGUUUUUAGUUCCUCUCUUAUUGAUACAUGGUCAUUGGAAUUACCAAAGGCUUGGUUACAUGAUUCUAUACAACUUUUACAGAAAUGCUGUCCUUGUUCUUGUCCUGUUUUGGUAUGUACUCUUCACUGCCUUUACAUUAACAACAGCAAUAAAUGAAUGGAGUUCAACAUUAUACUCAAUAAUCUACAGUGCACUACCAACAAUCAUUGUUGGAAUCCUUGACAAAGAUCUUGGUAGAAGCACUCUCCUAAAAUACCCUCAACUAUAUAGUGCUGGCCAAAAAAAUGAAGCAUACAACAAGAAAUUGUUUAUAUUAACAAUGAUUGAUACAUUAUGGCAAAGUAUGGUUAUUUUUUGGUUUCCACUAUUUGCAUAUUGGAAAAGUACUAUUGAUGUGGCAAGCAUUGGUGAUCUUUGGACACUUGCAACUGUUAUUUUGGUUAAUUUGCAUUUGGCUAUGGAUGUUGUUAGAUGGUAUUGGUUGACACAUGCUGUUAUUUGGGGAUCUAUUUUUGCUACUUUUGUUUCUGUUAUGAUCAUUGAUGCUAUUCCUCAACUUCCUGGUUACUGGGCCUUCUUUCAUGUUGCAAGCACUAGAUUGUUUUGGUUAUUGUUGCUUGGAAUUGUGAUAGCAGCAUUGCUUCCACGUUUGGUUGUAAAAUUUGUUUACCAAUAUUAUUUUCCUAGUGAUAUUCAAAUUUCUAGAGAAGCUGAAAAAAUGAGACAAUAUCAGAGAAUUGUUGAAAGUGGACAAAUAGAAAUGCUUCCUGUCUCAGAUCUUCAACAUAGAUAAGAGAAGUGAUUUUGUUUAUAUUUUAUUUUUUUGUUAAUUUUGUAAAGUUGCAUAUUCUUUAGGAUACUUUUGGAGGAUUAAUUUUUGUAUGUUGCGGAUUUAAUUGUUAGCUAUCCGAAGGAUAGUUUAAUUUAUUUAUUAUUAUUAGACUUUAGAGGUUUGUUGUAUUUUUUGUGUGUGUCCAUAGCAUGAUUACAACAGAUAAUGAAGUUAGUUGAUUACAUUACAUGAUUUAUUUAUUUAUUUGAAAGUUAAUGCAAUUUGAAGUUAUGUGA